This is a messenger RNA of Branchiostoma belcheri (Belcher's lancelet), 7014 nucleotides long. RefSeq lists its product as uncharacterized. The record is from RefSeq and is a predicted model, not a curated record. Bases 1261 to 7014 code for a protein of 1917 amino acids. Gene Ontology annotation, biological process: DNA integration. The transcript has a single exon. Gene Ontology annotation, molecular function: nucleic acid binding. NCBI's taxonomy places the organism in Eukaryota, Metazoa, Chordata, Leptocardii, Amphioxiformes, Branchiostomatidae.
CAAGAAAUCAAACUGCCCCUAGGAAUACAAUUACCAACAAGAACUCUACCAGCAAAUUCAGAAACAUCGAACUUAUACGGCGGAAGUAGAACAGGGCGGAUUUCAGUUUGUAUUACUAACUCUACUGAAGAUUAAACAUUUAUGACGUAUUCCAAUCAGUUUGUACGACUUCUUCCCUGAAGACCAACAGAGGUGAGUUCGGUAACACUUCCUCAUACGUCCAUCCCAUGCAGAAUAGCAGCAGCCACAGUAAUAAAGUGGUGCUGCGACUACAGUAAAACUGGUGGUCUUGACAGGAGGUGUCAAGUAAAACUGUGUGUCUUCGACGGAAGUUACAUCGAAGAAGUAAAGGACUGUUUGCAAUUACAGUAAAGACUAGUUGCAAUUAGAUCACUAGAGGUCCAUAGAAGUUGGAAUCUACGUGAAGAAACAAGGCUUGGAACUUUGCAUGGCACGUAAGAGUGCAUGAGAAAACUCCAAGAAAGUGUUUGCUUUAUCAAGAGAGAUCUAGUGAAAGUUGUGCAGAACAAAGGGUUUCUUGAGCUGAGAAAUCUUAUCUGCUAGCCGUGCUGAUCGCUUGACAUGUAGGAAUGCUGACUUGAUUAAUGACCUCGCCCACGAGAGAAGCAGGCAGAACCCUCCUGCACAAGGGAACCUUACCGUAAAACAGCUAAUUGAAGCAACUUCGGUUUUGGAGGUAAAGAUUUCAGUAUUUCCGAGCACAAGAGCCAUUUCAGCAACACAUAAACACUGUGUUGAGAAAAACCCAUAGGAUGAUAGCAUACAAAGGCUCCCAUACGGACAUUUGGGAGAAGUUUAGUCGUACAUGAUUGACAGGCCAGAUGGCUUAAGCAGAUGUGAAGGUCAUACUUCCACACACACACCACACACUGCUAAAAGACUUACCGUAAAUCAGCUAAUAGUCGAAAAGAAGGACUAUUCCACCUAAAAAUGGUAAAAUGAGGAACUGUCAAGUGCAAGACCAUUGAGUAUCAUUGUAUUGUGCAGCACACUUGAACACACAGGUUCAACAGCAAACUAAUCGGAACUGUUGGAAAAGAUUUGUAGUUUACGAGUACACUUACUGGAAGCUACAUGAUUGACAUGGCAAAGGGUGCCUGUUAGGCUAGAAGAAAUUCUAGAGGCCUGUGCUGAAUCAGACAGGAGAACUGUGGAAUACCGUAAGGACUCAAAUAAAGGAGUACAAUUAAACAGUUGUAAGUUAGGCAUCUCGCAAAGAAAAAUUGGAGCCAUUUGGAAAUGGCUGAUAAGAAGUCAGACGAGAACCGCUCUACAGUCAGAGAAGACAGACAUGUAGAGGAGGAAACAGAAGGUUUACAAAAACGAGUACCUAAGAAAGCUGACUGGGUCAGUGAAGAAGAAAGUAGAAGAAAGAAGACUCACAGAUCGACAGUUCUGGGCCGACUGACGCACAAAUCAAACGUGCUAAAAUCGUUAAUGGAACGGAACGACUUAUCUAAGGUACAGGAGAAUAUGGAAGAGUGGCAGAAGGCCUACUGUGACCUUGAAGAGGCCAGUGGUGAUUACCAGACCACUCUAGAUGCAGAUCAGCUGAAGGAAGACACAGAGAAAUGGGUAGGACCACGCUUUGCAGAGUUAGAUCAGUUCAGAGACAGGGUCCAUGAGUGGAUUAACCUGACUUCAGAGAAAGAAGAAGAGACGGGCAUCAAACCGUCCGACAGUGUGUCACAAGCAUGCUCGCAAGGUUCCAGUGUUGCCUCAAGCGCUAGGCUGAGAGCAGAAUUAAGAAGGGCUGAGUUGAGGGAAAAGGCGGCUGCCUUGGACCAGAAGAUGAAACUGCAAGAGAGGGAGUUCCAAAUAAAAAGAGAAGAGAUGGAGCUCAGAAGGCAGCAGGAGCUGCUAGAGGUUAGAACCGAAAUGGCACAAGAGGAAGCCAAGCUCAAGGUUAUUGACAACUUUGAGGCAUACGGUCAGCCACAGCCAAGGAUCCGUCUACCCUUUGAGCUGCCAACUAGUGAGCAUCAGGGGGAAAGAAGUGACCAGUUCAGGACGGCCCCGACAGUGAAGAAGGAGCCCUAUCAAACAUCCCUGAACCCGGAAGCAGCUAGCUUCACAUCGACAAGUCGUCGCGACAGGGAAAAACAGAAUUCCCCGACACCAGAAGAAUUCCUUCAAGGUCUGGUAAACCAACAAGCAGAGGUUACCAAGUUAAUGAUGGAACAUAACAAGAAGAGCAGCUUGCCAACAAGGGCGAUUAUUUCAUUUGAAGGCGACCCCCUGAGCUAUACCCAGUUUAUAAAGGCAUUUAAGCAUGCCAUAGAGGAUAAGACACAGGACCCAGAAGACAGGCUUCAUUAUCUGGGGCAGUAUACCAGGGGAGAAGCCAGGGAGUUGGUAACAAGUUGCGUCCUGAUGGACCCCGAAGAAGGCUUUAAAGAAGCAAAGAGAUUGCUAGAGGAACGGUAUGGUACGCCAUUUAAAGUAUCACGGGCGUAUGCUGAAGAGGCGAAGAGAUGGUCGGAAAUCAAGCAUGAUGACAAGCCUGCCUUGAGGAAGUUCAGUCUCUUCCUUACAAAAUGCCUGAACGCAAUGAAGGGAGAUCAGUAUCUCCAAGAGCUGGACCACUACACCAACAUCGCUCUCUUGGUCGGAAAACUUCCUUACCGACUGAAGGAAAGAUGGCGACGUAAGUCGCACGACAUCCAACGGCAAGGAAGGGUUAAGUUCAAGGACUUAGUAGACUUCGUCAAACAAGAAGAACAAGUAUCAUCGAAUGACAUGUUUGAUGACAAGUCAGCCAAGGAGUCAUUCAAACGAAAUCCAGGAACCCGUUACCAAAGGGACCGAGCAAAGGGCUCUAGCCUGGCGGUAACGACGGAGCCAAACCAAAACAGAGCAUUCUGCCAGUUUUGCAACUCGGAAAGCCACGGCUUAACUGUGUGUAAGAAGUUGGGCGGAAAGCCGUACAAAGAGCGUCUGGACUACGUGAAACAGAAAGGCUUGUGUUACGGAUGCUUGAGCGGCACAAAUCAUCUAGCCAAAGAGUGCUGGAAAAAGGCAACCUGCACAACUUGUCAAAUGCAGCACCCGACAGUUUUACAUCGAGACACACCUCACAAGCAAGCGUCAGUGGGAUGUGUAAAGCAUUCGAGCAGGGAGGGUGUGCCGUCCAUCAUUCCCGUAGCAGUACGCAGCAAGAAGUCAGGAAAGACUGUGCAGACCUAUGCACUCCUCGACAACGGAAGUGACGUAGUGAUCUGUACAGAAGCCUUGAAAAGGCAGUUGAAGUCAAAAGGAAGGGAAACUAAGUUGUCCCUCAGCACCAUAAAUGGCACCAAAGAGGUGAAAAGCGAAGUAUUGGGCGACUUGGAAGUGCUGGACAUGGAAAGGAAUAAUUGUAUUCCGAUCCCUACCGCCUACGUACAGGAGAAGAUACCAGUUUCCAAGGAACGCAUUAUCUCGACAGAGGAUCUAAAGGCUUGGCCGUACCUCAGGGAAGUAGAGAUGCCCAAAAUUAACGCAGAUAUUGGCUUGCUGAUUGGUAACAACGUACAGAGCGCCAUGGAGCCGUGGCGUAUUAUCAACAGUCAAGGAGGGGGACCUUACGCAAUCAAGACAUUGCUGGGAUGGUCCGUUAAUGGUCCUCUCAUGGGGGCCAGUGAUGGGAAGAUGGCAAGUGUCAACCGGAUCAGUCUCGAACAGCAGUUGACCCAGUACUUCAACAACGACUUCAACGAGAAGAUUGAAGACAAGAAAGAGAUGUCUGUAGAAGAUCAAAGGUUCAUGAACAUCAUGUCAGAAGGGACGAAGAAAGAAGAGGGUCACUAUCAAGUACCUCUACCCUUCAGAAACAGCAGACCAGUUCUACCAAACAACAAGUCAGUUGCCCUACAAAGAGCAAAACAUCUGCAGAAGAAGAUGUCCAAAGACGAGAAGUUUAAGGAAGACUAUGUACAGUUCGUGCAAACUGUGAUAGAAAGAGGAUAUGCGGAAAAGGUGCCAUCAGAAGAAAUGGAAACGGAAGAUACAAAUGGUGGCAAAGUGUGGUACAUACCCCAUCAUGGAGUGUACCAUCCACAAAAGAAGAAGAUAAGAGUCGUCUUCGACUGUGCCGCACCGUAUGCAGGCACAUCCCUGAACAAAGAGCUACUACAAGGUCCAGACCUGACCAGUACUCUGGUUGGCGUGUUGACCCGAUUCAGGCAAGAGCCCGUGGCCUUGAUGGCAGACAUAGAAGCAAUGUUCUCCCAAGUCAAGGUACCAGUAGAAGACAGAGACUACCUACGUUUCCUUUGGUGGCCAGAAGGCAACUUAGACAAGCCACUACAAGAGUACCGGAUGGCAGUACAUGUAUUUGGGGCGACAUCUUCGCCAAGUUGUGCAAGUUUUGCGUUAAAGAAGUUGGCUGAGGACGGAGAAGGCCGAUACACAGAAAAGGUAUUGGAAUCAAUCCGGAACAACUUCUACGUUGACGACUUGCUCAAAUCUACCUCCACAGUCACAGAAGGAGGACAUUUAGCCAAGGACAUGCGGGAAGCAUGUAAAGAAGGAGGAUUCAGACUUACCAAGUGGGUAAGCAACAGUCGAGAGGUACUCAAGACCGUACCAGUAGCAGAGAUGUCAGAAGAAGUUAGGGACCUGAAUCUCGACCUUGACACAAUGCCAGUGGAACGCACAUUGGGCAUGCUAUGGAAUGUGCAGACAGAUACCUUGGGCUUUCGCAACGUCGUAAAAGACAAGCCGGCGACCAAGAGGGGAAUUCUGUCUACAGUAAGCUCGAUGUAUGACCCCCUAGGGUUGAUUGCUCCUGCCACGCUGCAACCCAAACUGCUCUUACAAGACCUGUGCAGGGAAGGGACAACUUGGGAUGAGGAGAUUCCAGACAAGCAUAUCGAAUCAUGGCGACAGUGGGAAGUAGAAUUACCAUUGUUGAGUCGCAGUUUCACGGUGAGCAGAUGUGUCAAACCCGCUGGAUUUGGAACCCCUACGUCAGUACAGCUACACCACUUCGCGGACGCGAGUGAAGUAGGAUACGGAACUGCUUCGUACAUGCGUAUAGGAAAUCAAGAAGGCAGAGUACACUGUACUUUGUUAAUGGGCAAGGCCCGAGUAGCACCAUUGAAGGCUCACACAAUUCCAAGAUUGGAGCUUAAAGCAGCAGAAAUUGCUGUCCGUGUAAACUCUACGCUCCAAAGGGAGUUGGACGUCAACGUCGACGAGACGUUUUUCUGGACUGACAGCACAACAGUGCUACGCUAUAUCAACAAUGAGAGAACAAGGUAUCACACCUUUGUAGCCAACCGGCUAACAGCAAUAAGAAACGCCAGCGAUCCAAAACAAUGGCGUUAUGUUGAAUCACAACAGAAUCCAGCAGACGAUGCAUCGAGGGGACAGACGAUCCAGAAGUUCGUGGAAAACGACAGGUGGGUAAAUGGCCCACCCUUCCUGUGGUGCUCACCCAGCGAAUGGCCACAGAUGCCAGAGGGUCUUCAGCAGCCGCCACAGGGGGACCCUGAAGUUAAGGUGAACGCCAUUGGAGUGGAGGAAGCUCAGAAGAGCCCUAUGGAUGCGCUAAUAGUGCAUUAUUCAAGUUGGCACCGUCUCAAGAAAGCAGUGGCCUGGAUCAUCAAGGUAAAGCAAGCCCUCAGGCAGAAGAACAACGGCCACUGGAGUCGGAUUGACAAUGCACGAUCUCAAAACAAAGCUGAAGGAGCUAUUUUCAAACACGUGCAGCACAGAUACUACCAUCAGGAGAUAGUAUCGUUAAAGAGGUCGAAGGAUGCAGGAGUAGCAUCUACCAGCAGCGUCUACAAGCUAAACCCAAUAUUAGGAGAAGACGGUUUGCUGAGAGUGGGCGGGAGACUUGACAUGUCGUCUCUGUCAGAAGAAGAGAAGCAUCCCAUAAUACUCCCUAAGGAGUCAGCAGUAACGCCGCUGAUCAUACGGAGUAUACACGAGGAAGUAGGCCACAUGGGGAGAAACUACGUGACGGCCAAAGUGCGAGAGCGCUAUUGGAUACCACAGAGUAGCACGCUGAUCAGAAAGAUAAUCAGCAGGUGCGUUACCUGUCGACGUCAUCACGGCAAAACGGGAGAACAGAAGAUGGCCGAUCUACCAUCACACAGAGUCACACCGGAUGAACCACCGUUCACCAAUGUAGGCGUUGACUACUUCGGCCCUUUUGAAGUAAAAAGAGGUCGCAGUAUCGUGAAGCGAUAUGGAGUCAUCUUCACCUGCACCACAACCCGAGCAGUUCACUUGGAGAAAGCAGACUCCCUAGACACGGAUAGCUGCAUCAAUGCCUUGCGGAGAUUCAUCGCAAGACGAGGACAAGUCAAACAAAUAUGGUCAGAUAACGGAACCAACCUCGUGGGGGCAAAGGCCGAGCUAAAGAAGGAGAUAGCAGGGUGGAACCAAGACAAGAUUAAGGACGCCUUACUGCAGAAGGAAGUGGACUGGAAGUUCAGCCCACCUAAAGGAUCGCAUUUCGGCGGCGUUUGGGAGCGACAGAUACGCACAAUAAGACAGGUGCUGAAUGCGAUCAUGAAGAAGAAUCCACUAGAUGACGAAGGAUUACACACUUUGCUGUGCGAAGCUGAAAGCAUAGUAAACGGAAGACCAAUAACGGCAGUUAACAAUGAAGUUGAUGACCUGGAAGCGUUGACGCCCAACCGUCUCCUGACUAUGAAAAUGAAGACUUCGCUGCCGCCAAACCUAACCAGCAAGAACGACCUGUAUGCCAGACGCAGAUGGAAGCAGGUGCAGUAUCUUGCCGACUUAUUCUGGAAACGAUGGUCGCAGGAGUAUCUCACGUCACUACAGGAGCGGCAGAAAUGGGGCAAACAAAGGCAAAACCUUGCCGUGGGAGAUAUAGUUCUCCUGAAAGAUGAAACCUCACCGCGAAGUUGCUGGCCGUUAGGCAGGGUGCUGGAAGUGACUCACCACAGCGACGGACUAGUGCGUAGAGUAAAAGUAAAGACGCAAAACAACGUCCUCGAGAGACCAAUCGACAAACUAUGUGUACUGCUGUAA